UUUUUUAUUUAUAAAUAUAUGAUAAACAUCAAUACAAAUUAAAAUAUCGUUUAUCGUUUAAUUAUAAUUUUGUUACAUUUUUAGCUAAUUUGUAAGUUGAAGUUGAGAUGACUUAACAAGUUAAACGGAAGCCCAUGUAGUAAUUGUAAAAAAAAAAAUAAUUAUAAAACGUAAUGAGUUGCACUAUUGUAAUUUGUAUUGAAACACUUUAAAAGCAGCAAAUUUUAUAUCCUGAGAUUUUACGCGAUAAUAAAAAAAACGUUUAUUCCAAGUCGCAAAAAAUUUACCACAAAAUUGUUUUCAGUUCAAUUUACAACUAUUAAAAAUAUCGCAAAUCGUAAAAAAUGGCAUACUCUAAAAGAAAAGUCUACCUAUUUAGAUUUCUCUCUUUUUUGGGCAAAAUGUGCGACACGCAAAAAAAAGCAAGAUAUUUUUUUUUAUUUUAUACAUGUAUGAUAAACUCUCUAUGAUUUCUCCAUGUGUUAUAGCUCCGGAAUCGGUACUUCCCAAUCCCCGGAAGAGACGGCCGUCAAGAUCCGUGCUAGAAAUAAUUUCAGGGAUAAAUAUACACGGGAGAUUGAGGAACAUCAAAAGCAAAAGAGAAUCGAGGAACAGGGAGAGGUGUGGCAACAGCAACGAGAAGAGGCCGCAAGAGUGCGCAGGCUCAGAGAGGCAGGUCAACAAAACAGAAAUAAACAACGACAGGAAAGAGACCGGAAGUUACAAGAGGAACAGAAGAAGGAGGAGGACAGAAGAAACCGGAAGAUGGUCGAACGUUAUGAUAAAGCCCAACAGAUGCCAGAUGACUCGUAUGGUGGUAGUCAGGCGCCAGACAAAUACCAAGCAAAGCAGCAUAACGUUCAAAACACAGGACGUCCAGUCAGGAUAGACGGUAGAAUGGAAGGUAAAGCACAGAGAGAUGCUAAAAACAGGGGCAAACUUAUCGACAAGAGCCCGGAUGAAACAAAUAAUACCUUUUACGAAAUAUCUCUUAAAGAAGAUGAUCAAACAGCAGUUUUAAAUGAGCAAAGACUAAACGUGAAAGGCAAACAAUCCGGUGGGGGUAUUCAUGUAAUUCCACCAGACGUUGGGAAAGAACAACUCAAAGACGACAGACCACAACGCUCUAAAGUACGACAGAGAGCAGAAACAGCUCCAGAUGUAAAAGGAAUGGAUAGAAACAGAAAGCAAGACGAUAUGCUUCUUCUGAUGGGUCCAAGAAAACCGAUUAAAGGGAUUGGACAGCCUGAUAAAAACCACCAAGAGUCGUCGGAAUUGGUAAACGAUGGAGACGACCAAAGGUCUGGUGUUCCUAAAAAACAACUCAAAGAUGACAGACCGCAACACUCUAAAGUACGACAGAGAGCAGCAACAGCUCCAGAUGUAAAAGGAAUGGAUAGAAACAGAAAGCAAGACGAUAUGCUUCUUCCGAUGGGUCCAAGAAAACCGAUUAAAGGGAUUGGACAGCCUGAUAAAAACCACGAAAAGCUGGAAUUGGAAAACGUUAGAGACAAGCCUGAUGUUCCUAAAAAGCGUCCCCGGAAACCAGAGGUUGUGGAAGUUUCAGGAGUGCAAAGAGUUCAAGAAAUAGAGAAGGCAAAAAUGAAAAAGGAUGAAAAGACUAUUCAUUCAGAGGCCCAAAGACAACAACAAGAAAGUGAUCAAGAAAUUUCAGAAAACGGUCACGAAGUCGCCAAGGUCAAAAUUCAUCCCUCUGAUGUUGACCCUAAAAUUCGAGAGAGGGCUCUUACCUCUCAGUACUAAAACUAUAAAAUAUAUUUCAACAAUUUUGGGUCUUAUGAAAAUACAUCUGUAUAAAGAUUGAUUUAAUUUUAACACAUUUCAUUGAUGUGUCAAAACAGGAUUGGGCAACAAGCAAAGUCUAUACAUUAUAAUAAACCCUCCCCUAAAUACAUGUUACAAUUGUGAAAGCAUUAGGCAAUUGUAAUACUAGUAUUUAAAACCAUUACAAGAAUUGAAGAUAUGUUCAAAUGCAACAAAUUGUCUUAAAUUAUUAAUCAAUAAGUUGGAUAAGGUACAAAAUGUAAAUAUAUGUAUUCCCGUAUGAUUGAAGAAAUUAAAGAGUUUUUUUCUUGUAUUGUGUUUACUGUCGAUUCCUAAUUAAAAGCGAGGAAUAAAUAUGUGCGUAAAAUCGUGAGUAGCGCAUCCCGCGGCUUUUAAGAUUUUUAUUUUAUUUUCUGGACAGAUGAAAACUAAAUGAAACUAUGAUAAAAAAAAAAUCGGCGAUUUGAAGCAAAACGCUUGAAUCGCAGAAUCAAGAACUCAAAUAAAAUGAUAAAUCUACAGUAUAACUGCUUCAACAUUCCUUUGUCAUUAUAUGUGCUGCCUUCGGGUAAAAGCCUCGUCUUAUUACGUUUUAGACAAGAAACAUGUGAUUUUUCUUCUUCAAGCAUGGAACGAUCAAUUUAUAGGAACCAUACUUUGAAAACGUACAGAUAUUUCUAUACUAAUAGAAAAUGAAGUAUUGUAAACACAGAAGUAACUUAUAUAUACACGUUUAACUUCCUCCUAGCUUAUGACAACUCGUUUACAGCGUUUC
Molecule: messenger RNA, 2560 nt
Organism: Magallana angulata
Lineage: Eukaryota; Metazoa; Mollusca; Bivalvia; Ostreida; Ostreidae
Product: RNA-binding protein 25-like
Exons: 1
Coding region: 478-1764 (428 amino acids)
Source: RefSeq, a predicted model, not a curated record